UUACACUUGUGCUUCCUUCUGGAGCUCUGCACUGUGCUCCUCUGGCUUCAACAGCGGCAGUAACACAAACUAAAUGUAUUCCCUUUACUGAACUUCCUUUCCUUGCUGACUUGAGGAAGCAAUGGCACUAAUGCAGUUUAUUUUAUGAUUCCAGGCUGUCUACCGUGAUUAUGCCAGCCUUGAGUCAAACGAAGGUGAAGCUUUCAAAUCCCCAUUUUCCCUGCAGGUGGCAGGAGACCAUUGCUUGCUCUGUCCUUGGAUCAAGAUUAUUAAGACCUGUUGGAUAAUUCAGCAUUUUUUUUUUUUUCCAGCCUAGCUAUGAUUGCACCUUAUAUACCUGUUUUUCAGAAUUUAUUUCCCAGAUUGUUACCCAGCAGUUCUUAGCACAGAUACCAUUUUCAUUCACAUCUGUAUUCUGUUAAGUGGGUGGCAGUGUAUCUUGGAUACCACCUACUUGCAGCUAGGUUCUUCAUCUCAAUGUGCUCCAGCUGCAAGAGUACCCUUAAAGCUGCUGGCAGUGAGUAAGCUAGAAGGAAGUUGGUUGUAUAACAGCCUCUUCAUCUUUGCUGACCACCCGAGUUGAUGUCUUGUUUACCACAUCAGGAAAGCUAACAAACUGCAUGCUAAAGGAAACAGCACAGCAGGACAACCCUUUUUUCCACAAAGAGGAAGAAACUGCUGUGCUCAAGUCCUUAUUUUGCAGCAGUGAUUCUGUGAUGCAAGUUCCAAGAGUUAUUCUUUCUGUGAUUAUCUUCUCUAUGGCCUCUUCUUGCUGAUGCUUGUCCCAGAUCGGGGCACAAAGCGGAAGGAUGCUGAAGAAUGGGUAUCCUCCUUUUGGCUUUUAGAGCAUGGGCACUUAUGUAAAGAUGCAGCUGUGAUCCUCGGCUGUGUGUCUCACCGAAGGGACCUGAUGUUUUACAUUAUUGGUGGGAUCACAGUAUCUGUUGUAGCUUUCUUCUUCACCAUUAAGUUCCUCUUUGAGCUUGCCGCACGUAUAGUCAGCUUCCUUCAGCAUGAGGACCGGGAACGCCGAGGGGAGCGAACUAUUUAUGACUACGUGCGAGGCAACUACCUGGAUCCCCGGUCCUGCAAAAUCUCCUGGGAUUGGAAGGACCCCUAUGAGGUGGGCCACAGCAUGGCCUUCCGAGUGCAUUUAUUCUAUAAAAAUGGGCAACCCUUCCCUGCUCACCGACCUGUGGGGCUGCGAGUUCACAUCUGCCAUGUGGAGUUAGCAAUUGAUAUUCCUGUAACCCAGGAAGUUCUUCAGGAGCCCAAUUCCAAUGUGGUGAAAGUGGCUUUCACUGUGCGCAGGGCUGGGAGAUACGAAAUCACUGUAAAACUCGGUGGCUUGAAUGUGGCCUACAGCCCCUACUACAAGGUUUUCCAGCCAGGAAUGGUGGUUCCCUCCAAAACCAAAAUUGUGUGCCAUUUCUCCACUCUGGUGCUGACCUGUGGGCAGCAGCACACUCUGCAGAUAGCUCCCAGAGAUGAGUAUGACAAUCCCACCAGCAAUUCUGUGUCUCUGAUAGAUGAGCACAAUUACAGCCUCUCCAUCCAUGAGCUGGGUCCUCAAGAAGAAGAGAGCUCUGAAGUGGUGUUUGAGAAGUCUGUGGUGUCCAAUCGGCAGACUUGCGAGGUGUUCUUCCGACUCACCUUGCACUCCAGGGGAUGUUUCCACGCCUGCAUCUCCUACCAGAACCAGCCCAUAAGCAAUGGUGAUUUUGACAUCAUUGUUCUAAGUGAGAAUGAAAAGAACAUUGUAGAACGCAAUGUGUCCACCUCAGGUGUCAGUAUUUAUUUUGAAGCUUACCUUUACGAUGCUCCUAGUUAUACCAACACUCAGUGGCAGCUUCCCCCAAUGCACCUGAGUUCCUCCCAGCGCCGUCCUUCUACUGCAAUUGAGGAUGAAGAUGAAGAUUCUCCUUCUGACAGCCAGACCCCCGAGAAAGUGAAGAAGCCUAAAAAAGUGUACUGCUAUGUGUCACCUAAGCAAUUCUCAGUGAAAGAAUUUUACCUGAAGAUCAUUCCAUGGCGCCUUUUCACCUUUAGAGUGUGUCCUGGCACAAAGUUUUCAUACCUUGGUCCUGAUCCUGUGCACAAAUUACUGACACUGGUGGUGGAUGAUGGGAUCCAACCCCCUGUGGAGCUCAGCUGCAAGGAGAGGAACAUCUUGGCAGCCACUUUCAUUCUCUCUCUGCAUAAAAACAUAGGAGGCUCUGAAACCUUUCAAGACAAAGUGAACUUCUUUCAGCGAGAGCUACGUCAGGUGCAUAUGAAAAGACCUCAUUCGAAGGUCACGUUGAAGGUCAGCCGCCACUGUCUGCUGGAGUCGUCUUUUAAAGCAACACGAAAUUUUUCUGUUUCUGACUGGAGCAAAAACUUCGAAGUGAUUUUUCAGGAUGAAGAAGCUCUGGACUGGGGAGGUCCACGCAGAGAGUGGUUUGAACUCAUUUGUAAGGCAUUAUUUGAUACCACCAAUCAGCUGUUUACCCGCUUCAGUGAUAACAACCAGGCCUUGGUGCAUCCAAACCCAGGGCGUCCCACGUAUUUACGACUCAAAGUGUAUGAAUUUGCGGGCCGCCUGGUAGGAAAGUGUCUGUAUGAAUCAUCUCUGGGAGGUGCUUACAAACAACUGGUUCGAGCUCGCUUCACUCGAUCCUUCCUGGCUCAGAUCAUAGGACUUCGUAUGCAUUACAAGUAUUUUGAAACGGAUGACCCAGAAUUCUAUAAAUCCAAAGUGUGCUUCAUACUGAACAAUGAUGUGAGUGAGAUGGAUCUGGUCUUUGCUGAAGAGAAGUAUAGCAAAACAGGACAGCUGGAGAAGGUGGUAGAGCUGGUGGCAGGAGGGGCUCAAGUACCAGUGACCAAUGAAAACAAAAUCUUGUACCUAAAUCUGCUUGCACAGUACAGGCUGGCAAAUCAGGUUAGAGAGGAGGUGGAUCACUUCCUGAAAGGUCUUAAUGAAUUAGUUCCUGAGAACCUCUUGGCUAUUUUUGAUGAGAAUGAGCUUGAGCUGCUUAUGUGCGGUACUGGAGAUAUCAGUGUCUGUGACUUCAAGGCACAUGCUGUAGUGGUAGGAGGAUCUUGGCACUUCCGUGAGAAGGUAAUGAGGUGGUUUUGGACUGUGGUCUCCAGUUUCACACAGGAAGAGCUGGCCAGGCUUUUGCAGUUCACUACUGGUUCCUCUCAGCUGCCUCCAGGAGGGUUUGCUGCACUCUGUCCAUCUUUCCAGAUCAUUGCAGCUCCAACUCACAGUACUUUGCCGACAGCCCACACUUGUUUUAACCAGCUGUGCCUCCCUACUUAUGACUCCUAUGAAGAAGUGCACAAGAUGCUGCAGCUAGCUAUCAGCGAGGGUUGUGAGGGAUUUGGCAUGCUGUGAUUUCCCCUUCCCAGGAGACCAUUUAGCCUCUCGGCUCCCUGGGGCAAGACCCAGGUUCAAUCCUCUGCUUGUUCUCCUUCCCUACACUUGGGCAGUGGAGGCAAAGCAAAGAAUCCAUGUAAAGGAAUUUGUCAUCCAGAAGAUGUCAUGUGGCCUUUCUGUAUCCCAAAUAUGUCAUCAAGAGCUCAUCUUUUCCCUUUUCCUCGUUCUCCCUUUGGUUCAAUGUGAAAAAGCAAAAGGACUGGUGCAUUUGUCAAGGAAGAUAUUGCACUUGAUUUCCAUGCACCCUGUAUGCCCAUCCUUCUGUGAGAAGAUGAAGUUCAUAAGCAGAAGUUACGUUGAGGUGCAGGAGAUCUGCUGAGCUGCCUUUACUGUAGCUCUCUAGGAGGAAGAGGGAAGACCAGCAUGGAGCUCUGCUGGAAGCCUUGGCUCAUAGGGAGUCUUAGUAACUUCCUUUACCUUGGCUCAACUCCCUCAGUGAUGCUCCCUGAUAUCACAUUAUGACUCAUGAGGAGAAUAGAGUUGUCCAUCCUUUCAGCAUCUGGCCCAGAAGGGUUUCUGGUUCUCCUUCUCCAUCUUGCUCUGGAUGCUGUUGUUGUCUGUGCCACAGAGAAAAAAGCGCAGUAUCCACUGGAGGGAGUAACCCAAAGAGGAAAAAAAUCUAAUUGGAGCACAAGUGCUGGCCCUGACAGUGAUCCUGUACUACCUCCGCCAGGGUCCAGCAGCAGAAGCGCCCUUCUCCAGCAGUGGCUGGUAAUUAGCCUCUGCAAACGAACUGGAAGAGGAGUUUCUCCUCCACUGAAUGUUUCUGACAGUUGAUGUUGCACAGGAAGCUAUUCCAUGCCCUUGCCUCCUUUUCCCUUCCUCAGGAGAGAGAGUAUGGGCAUGAGUGUGAUCCUUCAAUGCUGAGCACCAAUGCCUAUCCCACAUUCACCUUCAGGGUAUGUAUGUUAUGUGGUACCAGUGACAGAUCAAUAAGCAGCUACAGUGUGCACUGUGCUUGCAAUUGUUGGGAUGAUGGUACUGGACAGAACAUGGUACCUCCACCCCAGCAUGCCACAGGAUCUUGGCUUCUACCUCUAUCAUGCAGCAGCCUGAGGCUUCUCUUUCUCUACUGCAUUUCAGGCAGAAUAUCCAGGGCAUUGCUGGUGCCUGGAGAGCAGCUAGAUUUCUGCCCUUCCAACCUUCUUACUAUCUUUCUUCAUCUUUCCACAUGUUCCAUUUAGUGCUGUUAGCUCUCCAGUACAAAACAUUAACUAGAAUUUCACUUAGGUGGUCACUCAGCAGCUUGCACCUACCAUUGUCUGGCUUGUGGGGAAAGGAGUGGCUAGACCAGAAUGAGAAGUAAGCUUAUGACUGGGGUCUGUUAUAGUUGGCAAUCUGUUCAGCCCUUCCCAGGGAAGUAAAGGGAAGGGGAGUCUAGGAAUCACUGAGUUCUUCAGUGAAGCAAAAUUCAAGAUCUUUGCUUUCUGCAGUCUACAAGUAAGUCAAAGCCAUGCAGGAAUCAAAGUGGAAGAAAUGCAUUGCUACUACCUGCAAUGUAAUCUUUCAUUGGAUUAUGGAAUUGCUGGAUUUCUUCCAGAGUGGAUUCUCAGACUGGCGUCCUUAAGCUAAUUUUAGAACACUACUGGAUAAAAUGUCACAUCAUCCUCUUCAGUCCCCUUCUGCUGUCCUCAGGCUGAUCCGGUCAGACCUGAGCACAGUAUGGAUAUUUUAAGUUAACUAUGUGUGUUUUUCAAAUAUAGCUUAGUUGAAUUGACUGGGAAUUUGAGGGAAAUAUUCUCCAUCUAUAAAUUUUUUUUAAAGGCAGCAUCUUAGUCAUUCUUGGGCUGAGUGUGUUACUUCUGUUCAGAAAAAAAUAAGCCAUUUUGGUGCCAAAAAGCAGUCAGCUGAACUUUGAGACUACUCAGGGGGAUUUCUUUGCCUUGUGAAUUCAUUCGCUCACUGGCACCAAGGUGCUGCGAGGCUGCCAGCUUGAUAGCUGCCACUGUUGUGCUCUGACAGAUCACAUUAGUAGUGGCUGUUCUCCCUUUUUUAGUGCAGGCUGCAUUCUGCAAGGUUCUGACCUUCUUUGGGUGGAGAGUAUGGUACCAUUUUUUAUUUAUACUGCAGGUGGCUUCCAUGGCCGGUAGAGUUACAGCUCCUGUGUUUACCAUGCCACUGCUUCAGUGCUUUCUCCCGGGACUGAGAGGAGGUGGUGGUGCUCAACUCCAGUUUCUUGGGAGGUGUAGCUUGGUGUUUUUUCCAUAUUGUAGGCUCACUUGGUUGAGGAUGUUUUCAGUCCCGUAGCUAUGGGCCAGCUCUGACAGUGACAUCUCCCUCAGGAAUCUUCUCCCUUCUCUUGAGCUGGCCUUUUUUUUAUUCUGAGGAUGAAGUGGCUGACCACUGAGUGGACUUCUACUGGAAAGAGCUCCUAAAUGCUUCUCAUUUUACUGCGGCCAGCACCCAACACUUCCCAGCAGCUGUGAAGAUGCCAAGGACUUCCUUCUUAACGCAAGUGCAGUCAGAACUGGGAUGGGUAUUAGUCAACUAAACCCAGCCCUUCUGUUUGCACAGGCCCCUAGGCUGCCCCCGUGUUCCUGAGUUCCACCACAGUGUUUCUAAACUUAUCUCUAGCUUUACACCCUUUCCCAGUACAGCCACAUUUAAUGCUGCCCUUAUGCUGGCAAUGGGGAUGUGCUUUGGUCACCUAUACUGUAUGUUACUUCUGGCAGAGGCUCAUUACUUUCCUUUUUUUAUUCCUUAUUUAUUGCCACUUAAUAGAGGCUCUUCUGUAGAAAUCCUUAGGAUCCUGAUACCAUCUUAGACAGGUUCUGUGUUUCCUGAAGCUGCUUUGAGGUGCAGGGGGCCUGUACCUGCAGGCCAUGUUGCAUGUUUAUAGAAACCAGGAGCUGUGGAUGAUACAGGUCAAAUCCUAUUUCCCUCUGGUGAAUUUCUGGCAGAGUUCAGCCAAAAUUUGGAAGCCUGUGGUUGUAGUAGCUGAUUUUGU
Molecule: messenger RNA, 6371 nt
Organism: Hirundo rustica (Barn swallow)
Lineage: Eukaryota; Metazoa; Chordata; Aves; Passeriformes; Hirundinidae
Gene: AREL1
Product: apoptosis resistant E3 ubiquitin protein ligase 1
Exons: 20
Coding region: 776-3382 (868 amino acids)
Biological process (GO): negative regulation of apoptotic process; positive regulation of protein catabolic process; protein polyubiquitination
Molecular function (GO): ubiquitin-protein transferase activity
Source: RefSeq, a predicted model, not a curated record